GACCUCCUUUAACAAACUGCUGCUGAAGUCUGGGUGAACUUUUACUAAUAUUUACAGCAGAAGGUUAUUGUUGUUGUUGUUGUUGUUGCUGUUGUUGCACAACCAACAAUCAUGGCCGCCUUGUUUGUACUCCGGACUCGUUUGUUUCCGCGCAGAAGUGACUUUCUUGGGUCUUUGAACGCAGCACGGCAGUGCAGCUCCUCGGUUUCCUCCGGCAGGCAGCGCGUUAACGGAGCUGACGUGUUCUACGAGCAGACCGGUGGAGGGAAGCACGCUGUUCUGCUGCUCCCCGGUGCCCUCGGAAGCACGAGGACAGAUUUUGGUCCUCAGCUGAAGUCUCUGAAUAAGGAACUCUUCACGGUGGUCGGAUGGGACCCCCGAGGUUACGGGCGAUCCCGUCCUCCGGAUCGAGACUUCCCCCCGCACUUCUUUGAGAGGGAUGCGAAGGAUGCUGUGGACCUGAUGACGGCUCUGGGCUUCAGCCGGUUCUCUCUGUUGGGUUGGAGCGACGGAGGGAUCACAGCUCUGAUCGCAGCAGCCAGGAACCCUGAUCGGAUCAACAAAAUGGUUGUCUGGGGGUCCAACGCCUUCGUUUCUGAGGCCGACCUCAAGCUCUACAACAUGGUUCGUGACGUCUCCAAGUGGAGCGCGAGGAUGAGGCAGCCCAUGGAGGAGAUGUACGGAGCACAGGCUUUUGCUAAACUGUGGGAGAGCUGGGUGGAUGGCAUUGCUCAGUUUCUUCACAGACCAGAAGGAAGUAUCUGUAUGGAGCUUCUGCCACUGAUCAAGUGUCCAACCCUGAUCAUCCACGGAGAGAAAGACCCCAUGGUUCCCAGCGUCCACCCUCAGUAUCUCCACAAACACAUUCAAGCGUCACGGUUGCAUUUGAUGCCAGAGGGAAAACACAACCUUCACCUGAGGUACGCUGAGGAGUUCAACAGACUAGUUGAAGACUUUCUGGAAGAAUGAAGCAGCACAAGUUCUGGCAUUUGUCUUGUUUGUGGAACUGAGUCACUAACAUCCCGAGUGUUCUUGAGUUUAAAUGCCAGAUUUAAAAAAGGCAAGUUUAAGCUGAGCUGAAGUGAAAUGAAUCAAGGUGCUGCAAUGAUCCAGUCAGAGUCUAGAACCUCCACCUGACUGAAAUGCUGGGGUGGGACCUUCAGAGAGCUGAGCAGAAAACCUCAGUGAACUGAUGCUGGAAAGAAGAGUGGGACAAAAGUCCUCCUCAACCAUGAGAGCGCCUGUCGUACAGGAAACCACGGAGAGUUCCUGCUACUAAAAUAGGUUCUGUAAUGUAAUCACUGCAAAGACAUGAAACCAAACCAAAAAUAAAUAAAUAAAGGAACAAAAUA
Molecule: messenger RNA, 1352 nt
Organism: Nematolebias whitei (Rio pearlfish)
Lineage: Eukaryota; Metazoa; Chordata; Actinopteri; Cyprinodontiformes; Rivulidae
Gene: bphl
Product: biphenyl hydrolase like
Exons: 7
Coding region: 112-969 (285 amino acids)
Source: RefSeq, a predicted model, not a curated record